Molecule: messenger RNA, 1084 nt
Organism: Drosophila teissieri
Lineage: Eukaryota; Metazoa; Arthropoda; Insecta; Diptera; Drosophilidae
Product: receptor expression-enhancing protein 1
Exons: 1
Coding region: 132-998 (288 amino acids)
Biological process (GO): endoplasmic reticulum tubular network organization
Cellular component (GO): cytoplasmic microtubule; endoplasmic reticulum tubular network; endoplasmic reticulum membrane
Molecular function (GO): microtubule binding
Source: RefSeq, a predicted model, not a curated record
UCAACAAUAGAAUACGGACUUACAUCGCUCUAAAACUGCCAAAUUCGAUUAUACCCCAUGCAAUAAAUUCGGAAUUUUCCAAAAAAUAACUCUUAUUCUGGCAGUCCUAAUAACCGCAAUAUACUUUAGAUAUGUGUUUGUUUAGCCUUUUAUCGCAGUUCCUGUUCUUUGUUUAUGGCACCAUGCGACCGGCCUGGCACACCUACAAGACGCUGAACAGCGGAGACGAGGAGUUCCUGGCCUGGGCCAAGUACUGGAUAGUGUACGCCUUCCUGAUCACCUUCGAGGUGCUGGCGGACGUCUUUCUGUCCUGGCUGCCGCUCUACAUGCCCACCAAGUUGAUUCUGGUCCUGUGGAUCGUGCUGUCCGCUCCGUCCGCCAAUGUCUGGAUGUUCGACGCCAUCCUGCGUCCGGUGCUGACCAGGCGGCAGGAGCAGAUCGAUCACUUCCUGAACCGGGGCAAGGAUAAGCUCCUAAGCGACGCUCUUUCCUCGAUGACACAGCUGGUAGCACGUAGCCAAUUACUGCCCUUUGUGGCCAAACUCUGGUCGAGAUCGAGCCCCACUCCCCUUAUGAGUGCCAAUCUGAUGCAGGACGUCACUGGAGAAGGAAUUGGAGGCAGGCCAUCCGAGGAUACUGACUCGGCCACCGCCUCUGUCCAAAAUCUCUCCAGUGCUUCCAGUCCAGUUGGCAGCUUAGAGAACCUCCACGUCGAUUCCGAGGAGAUUCAGGUGGGCGCUUCGAAGGCCACCACACACCUGCAACCGAAUAAGUCCCAGACUGACUUGGCCAAGAAGAACUUCUUGUCGCCGGAGUCGCAGAGGGUCUUUAAUCGCCGAGCUCAACGCAAGUUCAAGACUGAAAUGGGCAUUUCCUCCGCCACCAAGCUGGAGUAUCUGCAUGACGAUGUUGAGGACCUGCUUGUCAAGUCGAGGAUUGAGACUAGCGGCCAGGAAGUCCGUCAGCAACGCCAACCGAUCAGCCGUCGUCGUCUCUAACGUUUAGCAAUAUGAUUUUUAAAACCCCAACAGGGGCUGUACUUAUUUCAUUAUAUCAAAAUAUAAAUGGGCAAUGUUGGUUUUAA